This is a messenger RNA of Cucumis melo (muskmelon), 1927 nucleotides long. RefSeq names its product protein IQ-DOMAIN 24. Gene Ontology annotation, molecular function: protein binding. The record is from RefSeq and is a predicted model, not a curated record. Bases 300 to 1712 code for a protein of 470 amino acids. NCBI's taxonomy places the organism in Eukaryota, Viridiplantae, Streptophyta, Magnoliopsida, Cucurbitales, Cucurbitaceae. The transcript has 4 exons.
AAAAAGCAUCACAAAUCCAGAACCACAAAAAGAAACAUUGGGAGCUAAGCGCGUGAUGUAGACUAUUCAUAGAAGCGCGUUGGCCUCAAGCUGCUCACAUCACCAAUUCCCAUUUCCCAAAUCCAACUUUCUUCUUCUUCUUCUUCUUCUUCUUCUUCUUCUUCUUCUUCUUCUUCUUCAAAUUAAAACUCUCACUCUCAUUCUCACUUUCUUCUCUUCUUCCAUGCUUUUCUCUCAUAUUCUCUCAGCCAUGUUUUUACUUUUCUACUCCUCAUUCUCCUAGCUUUCCACUUCCAUUUAUGGGCUUUCUCCGCCGCCUUUUCCGUCCGAAAAAACCCCCUCCCAACCUCCCUGACUCCACCCCACACCCCAACAACAACAAGAACAAGCGCUGGAGCUUCGGUAAGUCCGGCCACACCCAUCACUCUCGCCCUUACGCUACCUCCUCCCAACCCAAUGCAUUUGGCCCCUCCUCUUCCUACACCGAACCUCUCGAUGCCAACAAACACGCCAUUGCCGUGGCUGCCGCCACCGCUGCCGUCGCUGAGGCAGCUCUAGCCGCUGCCCAUGCCGCUGCUGAGGUUGUUCGGCUCACCAGCAGCGGUACCACUCACUCUAAUGCUAACCGCCGUUGGAUGGAGGACGCGGCUGCCGUUAAAAUCCAGUCCGCUUUUCGGGGUUAUUUGGCAAGGAGGGCACUUAGGGCACUAAAGGCAUUGGUAAAGCUUCAAGCUUUGGUGAGAGGUCACAUUGUGAGAAAGCAAAUGGCUGACAUGCUAAGGCGAAUGCAGACACUCGUUAGAUUGCAAUCUCGAGCUUGUGCUGGUCGCUCAAACUUAUCGGAUUCUUUGCAUUCCACCAGCAAAUCCUCGCUCUCUCAUAUCCGUGUUCAAGCAACCCCCAGUGGAAUUGGAGAUCAACUCUGUGCUCACCAUAGUAAUAAAUUUGACAACUCGGCACUUCUGAAGAGAUGUGGUUCGAACUCAAACUUGAAGGAUGUAACUGUUGUGGAUGGAGCACCAGUCGGGUCAAGUUGGUUAGACCGUUGGAUGGAAGAAAAUUUGUGGAACAAUCGACAGUUGCCUCUAAAAAAUAUUCAUGCUGUAGAUGAGAAAACAGACAAAAUCCUUGAAGUAGAUACAUGGAAACCUCAUUUGAAAUCUCAAGGAAACAUCAACAGCUUUAAGAACUCUCAAAUGGCUUCAGAUUUUAGAAACCACCAGAGCUUUAUGACGAUUGACUCCCCAUCAAAACACUCGUCAAAGGCUGCAAAUCCAGUUUCGAGUCUUUCCUCGGGGGAAGCGUCCUUGAGCUCCUUAAAAUUUCCAGUUGGGAAAUAUGAACAAGCCCCAGGAACGGCAGAAAAUAGCCCUCAAGUGCAUUCUGCUUCAUCCAGGCGUGGAAAUGCCGCAAAACGAGCUACCUUGUCACCGACAAGAAGUGAGUACGCAUGGGGAUAUUUCAGUGGCUAUGCAGGUUAUCCAAACUAUAUGGCCAACACAGAGUCGUCCAAAGCAAAAGUCAGGUCACAAAGUGCCCCAAAACAGAGGCUCGAGUUAGAGAAAUUUGGAUCAAACAAGCGGUACGCUCAGGUAUCUUGGGAUGCAUGGAGCUUCUCAAACAAUGGUAUCUCCCAUGAACCCAAUUCAUCAAACAAUGCCAAUUCUGUAGCUGAUCGCAUGACUAAGUUUGCAAGUACCAAAUCAAGAUGAUCUUUAUUUGUUUUUGUAACUCCUUUUCUUCUUGGUUAUGCUAUGCUGUGUGUGGGGGUGUGCUUUCUUUCUAUUCUGCAGCAAUGAAAUUGUAAUUAUUUGACCACUUCUGAUGUCUAGUCUACAACUUGUUGACCAUGAACAGCGAUUCUUCCAUGUUUCGAGUUCUACCCAAUGCCUUUGAAAUUUAAAUGGUACUUCAAAUCAUUAAUCAA